Messenger RNA from Penicillium digitatum Pd1, 1389 nucleotides. RefSeq lists its product as uncharacterized. Lineage: Eukaryota; Fungi; Ascomycota; Eurotiomycetes; Eurotiales; Aspergillaceae. The record is from RefSeq and is a predicted model, not a curated record. Gene Ontology annotation, molecular function: oxidoreductase activity.
AUGCGGGCGAACGAACCACGCAAAAAUGUUGCCGUAAUUGGCACAGGGAUGGCUGGACUUGUGAUCGCAUAUAUACUUAGUAACGAUCCUCGGGGGAGAUUCGACGUGGAAGUAUUCGAAAAGCAAGACAAACUUUCGCUCGACUCCGCGUCAUACAAUCUCACAAACCAGGAUGGUGAAGGCGCAAAGCCUGAACGCCUCGAUCUCCCCAUGCGCACAUUCGCCGACGGAUACUACGAAAGUCUCAAGCGAAUGUACGAUUAUUUCGGUAUCCCAUACCGCUCGUUAAGGUUUAUUUACUCCCUGUCGACUCUACCAGACAGUGCGACAAAACAAGCCUCUCCAUACUACAUGCAUUCCUCAAAUAACCACCAAUUACCUCCCCUGCGCCCGGAGGGCUUACCGUGGACCGGGUGGCUGAUUGAGGUGUGCUACCUGGCGAUAUGCUAUUAUUGGUUCAAAGCCUGCUGCUUCUUUGUGGCGCCGAAAACGCUAGAGUCAUCCGGCACGGAGGAAUCUCUACGUCAAUAUGUGGAGAGAAUCAUGUUGCCCAGGUACUAUGUGAAGAACUACUUCCUGCCAGUCUUCGCGAGCGUCGCGACUUGUUCACACGACGCGCUAAUGGAUUUCCCGGCUCUUGAUCUGGUCGGGUAUGGAAGACGAACCUUCCGUAAGAAGCACUACACUGUUCUUGGUGGAGUUCAGCAUGUCGAGAAAAAACUGUCCGAAGACUUGAUAUACAAACUUGGUAUGAAGGUCACGGCGGUCGAGAACGUCGGGACAAAAGUUCAAGUGAGCUGGACAGAUACCCGUGAUGGUCAGAGCAGCUCACGGCUCUUUGACCAUGUCGUUCUGGCUGUGACGCCUGAUGUGGUUGGCGCGAUUUUCCAGCCUCUCCGAAGCGCAAUGAAGGCCGUUCCCACAACCACCGUUCAAUCCAUUGUGCAUCGCGACUUUUCCCGCAUUCGGGAUUCUAGCAAAUCCCUCUGGGCACAAGUUUCUUUGAACCCCGGCGAAUCUGCACCUCACCCACUCCACAUGUGUUCAGAUGCUACGGCGACCGAAACUAUCCAUGAACACCCGUCAUCUGCUCUAAUCACGACUUAUCCCAUUGCUCCGAUUGACCCUGAGAAGGUCUUGCACUCGGCCACAUUUACUCGUGUUCUUCGAUCGUCCACCAGCAGACAAACCAUCAACCAGAUCUUCAGCCAGAAGAGGUCUACAGAGGACAAGAGCCAGCUUUGGCGGAAUGGAGAUGGAAACGUCUGGCUCGUUGGUGGUUGGUGCUGGGACGGGAUGGUUCUGCUUGAGGGAUGUCUCGCUUCCGCGACAAGGGUGGCCAACGCCCUGGAUGUCCAGGUGCCUUGGAUGAAAGAGUCCUCUAUAUAA